This is a messenger RNA of Symbiodinium sp. CCMP2592, 459 nucleotides long. The record is from the annotation of a GenBank genome assembly. Lineage: Eukaryota; Dinophyceae; Suessiales; Symbiodiniaceae.
AUGUCGGGCCACUCGGUGGAAUCUUCUUCCCGUCUGUCCGGUGAUGCUCCAGAGUCGUCUCCUUGUUCGGGGCCGGUUCUACGGGAGGCUGAUCUUGGAGCGUUGGGGGCCUGUCCCCCGCCGUGUCUCCAAUGCGAUCUCCUUCGUGCGGAGGUGCUGAUGCUACGUGCUGAAGUUGCGAGCCUGCGCAAUUCCAGCUUGGCCGCACUCUCAAAUGCGAUCUAUGCCUUACAGGGCCAGCUCAACGAGGUUCGCCCACGUGGCGAGGAUGACCAUUUUUCAUUCGUGUUCACGGCGGUCGAAGAGAACACCGCAGCUCGCCUGCUGCGCUCGCCUUUGGCGAAUGUUCGCUGCCUGCGCUAUCAUGAACAACGUCUGGACGCACUUGUCAAUCUCAAUGCUGACAUUGAACGUCGACUUCGCUUGCUGGACUUGGCAUUGUCUCGGGCCUCAGGCUAG